This is a messenger RNA of Drosophila pseudoobscura, 3980 nucleotides long. Its product is annotated as keratin, type I cytoskeletal 9. The transcript is spliced from 6 exons. The record is from RefSeq and is a predicted model, not a curated record. Bases 195 to 3863 code for a protein of 1222 amino acids. Lineage: Eukaryota; Metazoa; Arthropoda; Insecta; Diptera; Drosophilidae.
CAAUCCAGAACAAAGCCUUGUCUGUAGUGUUCGUAGAAAUUGUAUCGUUUGAGCAACAGAAAUUUUGGGGAUUCCAUCAAUGUCGGACGUACAAUCGUAAAUUAUUUCAGAAAAUAAACUUUUUACAAUAUAAAUAAGAAUUCGCGCGGCAAAUAACAGACAUUGAGUGUUGACUGCGACCUAAGGACAACAUCAUGGCCUUCUCCACACAAAAGGAGUUCUUCCAUGUGCCCUUUAAGAACACCACGACCCCGAACCGUGAGUGUCAGACGUGUGUUAAACUGAAGAGCUAUCCAUCAACGAUCGAUGAUCGGUCCUGGUCGGCAAACGAAAACCAGAAGUCUCGCUUCGUGGCUGAGCUGGUGGCCUGCAACGCACCUGGUGGUGUUGGUGGUGCUGGUGCUAGUCGUGGCGAUGAUUCGCAGGGCAAGGGGCCGUCUGGCGGUAAGGAUGGAAGUAGCAAAGCUGGUCAGCAAGUUGCGGCUGCCCCUGGUGCACGCGGAUCCGGACGCGUAAGCGACGCUGGCGCACAAAGAGGCGAUGGAGUCGGGGGAUCUGGAGGAUCCGGUGUCCAUACCGGCGCUCCCUCAAGCAACGCUAGCAGACGCGGAAGCAAUGAUGAGCUACAGCCAGCUGGCUCUGGCACUGGCUCUGGUGCUGGUUCUGGCCCUGGUUCUGGCCCUGGUGGACGCGGAAGCAGCGCUGGCGCUGGCUCUGGUGGACGUGGAAGCAAUGCUGGAGCACAACGGGGCAAUGGGACCGGAGGAUCUGUAGGAUCGGGAGGACCUGGAGGAUCUGGAGGACCUGGAGGAUCUGGAGGAUCCGGUGGAUCCGGAGCCAAUACUGGCGGUCCCGGAAGCAGCAGUAGCGGACCCUUGGUACAGCGAAGUGCACCCACGGAUGAGUACGGCAGCAAUCUGGUGGUAGGCGACAGCCUAAUCAAUGCAGCCGGUAACACGCUGAGUCGCAUGGAGAGUCUGAUGAUCAAAAACAACAUUCUGAAGGAAAAGCUGGCCAGCUCAAACGAGCAACUUAAGACGGCCAAGGAGGAGUCGGCCGAAAUCAAGCGUAUUAUGGGCCAGCGCUACGAUCCAGAUAAAAGCAAGGCCCUGAAGAGGAAGGUGAAGGAGCUGGUCGACGCUAACAAGAUCGAUGCCAAGGAUGAGCAGGAGCUGAAUGAUUUGAUGAGGGCCAUUGACGACAUGAACAAGGCCCACGAUAUCCUCGAGGCCGAAAAUGCCAACCUCAAGCGCCUCAUCGACAAGCAGUCGAAGCGCUGCAACUUGGAGAGCGUCCAGAUCGAGCCCGAGAAGAGCACCGACAUACCCUAUCUGCAGAACAAGAUUGAAAAUUUGGGCAAGGAACUGGUCCUGCUGCGCCAGGCCGAGGACGAGUACAUGAAGGCUGCCGGCCACCAGUCUGGUAGCAAGUAUUCGUUCUCGCCCGAAAAGGACGUCGGCAACAUUCAGAAGAUCUUGGCGGAGCGAGAUGCCCUGCGCAAGAAGGUCAAGGCCCUGGCGAUGCUCAACGAGACGGUCAACAAACUGAAGGACCAGGCCGAGACAGCCCAUCAUGUUAAUGGCGACCUCGAGGAUAAUCUUAAACAGCAAAAUCAAUAUAUCAACGACAUCCAGCAGGAGAUGGAAGACAUGCAGAACUUCUACGAGGGCGAGGUGGACAAGGCCAAAGGAAUCGAGGAGAUGCUCCUGUGCCGCUGCAACGAGAUGAAGAAGCAACUGGCCGUCGUCCAGACCACCGUCCAGAAGGCCGACUGCAACGCGAUGGAGAUCGAUGUGCUGCGCAACGAGCUGCGCAAGCGGGACGCUGCCCUGAGCGCCUACGGCAUCCAGUACGAGCAGCUGAUGAACGUCGUCUGUGAGCUGAAUCAGAAGUACGGUGACCAGCGGGCCGAAUGUCAGCCACUUCCAGAGAAGGCGACAGCCCCCUGCGGUGGCGGUGGCGAUAUGGACGCUGAUCUGGCCGUCUACACGGAAGCCACUCUGGACCACAUCAUGGGCGAGAUGUCGAAGCAAGGGAACAGCUUCCAAGAAAUGAACCAAGCCAACUAUCCUGGUGGCACCCAAAUCAAUACGCUGGAAGACUGCACCCGCGAGUUGAAUCGCCUCAGGAACUUGCUGAAGAAUAAGGACGGCCAAUUAGAGGAGCUGAUCGAUGAGAACGAGUGCCUCUGUGAGGCCGCCGAAGAGGACAGAAGGAAACUAAAGGAAUUGGACAAGCAGAUCAAACAACUCGACAAUGAAACUAAAGUCAUGGAGGAGAGCUUCGGCGAGAGCAUUGGCCUCAUUAAGGACAUCGGAGAUGUGGCCGAGGAAAACGAAAUGCUCAAGAAUCAAGUGAGCCAGCUCAAAGACAGCGAGGCCCAGAAGCUCUUCGAUGAUCUAAGCAAGCAGCUCGAGGACUGCAAGAAGAGGGCUCAAGAGCUCGAGGAGAGAAACAAAGCUCUGGACGUGGCCCUCAAAAAACUGGGUGGAGAUCCGAAUGCCAUCGAGAGAAAAGAUGAAAGCAAAGAUGCAGCAAAGGAGGCCAAGACACCUGACGGCGCACAAUUGGAUGGAAAGCCCGGAGAAGACAAAGAGAAAGGUACAGGUCAAGGAAAACUUGUAGAAGACGGAGAAGCUGGUGGAAAAGGAAAAGAUAUAACCGGAAAAGACGUCGAAGACAGUGGAAAAGGGAAAAGAAAAGUCGAAGAAGACAGUGGAAAAGGGAAAGUAAAAGCCGGAGAAGACGAUGAGAAGGAGCUGAAGAAAGCCGGAGCUGCCGAUGAAAAGGGAAAAGGAAAAGCCGGUGCAGACGAUACGGAGGGACCGAAAAAAGCCGGAGCAGCCGAUGAAAAGGGAAAAGGAAAGACCGGUGAAGACGAUAAGGAGGGGCUGAAAACAGCACAAGAAGCCGAUGGAAAAGAGAAGGGAAAAGCCGGACAAGACGAUGGAAAGGGGCAAGGAAUAGCCGAAAAAGACGAUGGAAAGGGGGCAGGAAAAGACGGAGGUGCCGGUGAAAAAGAGAAAGGAAAAGCCGGAGUUGACGAUAAGAAGGCGAUUGGAGCAGCCGGUGGGAAAGGAAAAGUCGUAAAGGAGGCUGUCGUCUCGGACACAGAAAAAAGUGGAAAGUCGGGACCGGGAUCGGGAGCGGGAUCGGGAGCAGCAUCCAAGCCCGGUGGCGGUCGUAAUGCCGGAAAAGAUACUGGCAAUAAGGGACGACCCGCAGGAAAGGGCCAGAAAAAGGGCUAUAAAGGAUCCGACAUAGAGGGAGCAGAAGAACAAUUCGACGAUUUUGUGCGGAACACGGUUAAAACUUUGUCAGCUGGCGAGAUCGACGGCUGUGGGUUGGAAGUAGAGCUGCGUAAAAUCCUCGACAUGUUCGUCGAAGAGUGCGGUUUUUGCUUUUGUAAGUGCAACAUACCCAACAGUCGCUUCUACGCCAUCUGCCACAAGCUCUAUCAUCGUGGACUGACCUCACUGAGCUUUGCCGAGCUGGCCUACAUCCAUAAGCGAAUCUAUGCUGCGGCCGAGUAUAUUCUACCGGGCUGCCUGUUCAACACCCUGCUUCGCGAGGUGACUGCAAAUGAAUGCCCCGAGCGAAAGGUAUGCACCCCCAACCCACCACCGCAGUCGAAGUGCUUCUGCGCUCCCAAAGAGGGUAAACUAUUGAAAAAGGUGAUGCGCUUGGAGAGCGACAUUGAAAACGCCAAGGUGUGUCUGAAGCAGCUGAAGAAUUUGCCAAAAGUCUUUUCUCCUCCCAAAGGUCGCAUGUGCUCUGGAGGGGACUUUUCUCCCAAGGAGCAACAAGAUGGUCGUUUAAAGAAGUUUAAGGAGCUUAAGAAGGAGGAAUUUCUACAUAACUAGAUGUUAUGUUCAAUCACGUUAAGUUACUUAUUUAAGCUUUGAAUCUAUGCAGUCCCCAUUACAAAAAUCAGUUGUGAAAGUUAGUUGGAAUUAUAUUAUAUAAAAAGCAAAAAUGAA